Chiloscyllium plagiosum (whitespotted bambooshark) is the source of this 3067-nucleotide messenger RNA. RefSeq names its product complement factor B-like. NCBI's taxonomy places the organism in Eukaryota, Metazoa, Chordata, Chondrichthyes, Orectolobiformes, Hemiscylliidae. Gene Ontology annotation, biological process: proteolysis; response to bacterium; complement activation. The record is from RefSeq and is a predicted model, not a curated record. Gene Ontology annotation, cellular component: extracellular region; extracellular exosome. Gene Ontology annotation, molecular function: serine-type endopeptidase activity.
CUGCCAUUGCUGGGAAGUGAUUGUUUAAUCAGCGUUGAGAACACAGUCUAUGUCCCAUUGAGUGCAGCAUUAUCCACCAGCGAGGUUAGAAAUGGGACUGGUCAGGAUUGCUGCCUUGAAUCUCUUCAUUUUUCUUGUGAGUGGUGAAAGUGAAAAUGAUGGCAUCACAUGUAAUCCCAACAUCACAAUCAAAGGUGGGAGGAUCACACUGUCCAAUGGUGGGGAAGUUGGGAGCAUCUUAAGGUACAUUUGUCCCUCCGGGUUUUAUGCAUAUCCAGUACCAAGCCGGACCUGCAGAAGAAAUGGCCAAUGGAGUUUAAUGAGAAAUGACCAUGGACGGAUCAUUUCAAAGGCAGAGUGCAGAGCAUUCAAAUGCCCGACGCCUUCGAUUGAACAAGGAGCAUUCUUUCCAAUCAGCGUGUCAUAUGCCGUGGGUGACACUGUCAGCUUCGAGUGUGAUGAUGGAUACAGCCUAUGGGGCUCAAAGAACAGAACCUGCCUGAUCAAUGGAAGAUGGAAUGGGACCACAGCCGUAUGCCAGGGUGGAUUGGACACUUGUCCUAAUCCUGGCAUUCCAGCAGGAAGCUCGAAAUCUGGGACUAACUAUGGUUUCAAUGACAAGGUCAAAUACCUGUGCCUCCACAAUCUUGUUCUGAUUGGUUCAAAGGAGAGGAUCUGCCUGGAAACUGGCGAAUGGAGUGGAUCGGAGCCUGUGUGUCAGCACAUAUAUUCCUUUGACCUGCCAGAGGAAGUGGCUUCUCAUUUCUCUGCCUCAUUUUCACGCUUUCUGAGUGAGUCAAAGAUUAACUCCGAGGCUAAGGAGCAAGAUGGCAGCCACGGCAGGAAACUCAUACUGGGGCAAAAUCAGAAGCUUCAUAUUUACAUUCUGCUUGAUGUUUCUGGAAGCAUUACAAAAGAGGAUUUUCAGAACGCCGUUGUUGCUGUGACCCAAUUUGUCACCAUGAUCAAACAGUUUGAAGUUGGGGUCAGUUAUGGACUGGUGAUGUUUGGCUCUCGGACACAUGUGGAGAUCAAUAUUGCUCAUGAUGAUGUGAGCGACUCUGAUUCUGUUCUCCAAGUACUGCCUACUCUUAAAUAUGAAGACGUCACAAAGUACAGCAAUGCAGGAACAAACAUGACCGGAGCUUUGAAAACAGUUCUUGAAAUGAUGGUUCUGCAGAAGGCAGCAAUGAAGAACAAACAGGUAGAAUGGAGGGAUGUCCGACACGCCAUCAUGAUCUUCACUGAUGGGAGGAACAAUGUGGGAGGAAACCCCAAACCGAUGAUGGAUCGCAUUCGGCAGUUCCUGGACAUUGAGAAUGUUGGAGAAGACUUUCUCGAUGUCUAUGUGUUUGGGCUUGGCAGUGAUACUGACAAAGUGGAGAUCAACUCAAUCGCAUCUCAGAAGAAUAACGAGAGGCAUAUGUUUUUCAUGCAGAAGGAGGAGCUAACAACUGUCUUCAACGCGAUGCUGGAUCUUACUUCAGUAGGAAGCCUGUGUGGUUUCGCCAAUAAAAGUUUAACUGCAAGCGAUCAGAGUUCCUAUCCGUGGUAUGCAGAAAUUCGCAGUAAUGAAAAUCCGGACUUUCGGUGUUCUGGAUCCAUUAUAGGGGAUCAAUGGAUCCUAACAGCAGCCCAUUGCUUCGAAUAUCUGCCUGAAGGAAACACUGACAGCAGAGUCAUUUUUGUUGGAGCUUCCAAUACAAAGGUACAACUCGAAAUAGACAGAGUCAUAAAACACCCAAACUACAACCUGACUGGGAAGGUGGAGAUGGGCAUCCAGGAGUUUUAUGAUUAUGAUAUUGCCUUGGUUAAGAUAAAGUCAAAAUUGAACUUCUCAACAUUCAUCAGACCGAUUUGCCUGCCAUGCACAGUGGACACCAGUGUUGCUUUGAGGAUAUCUCAGACCAAACCAACUUGUGCUGAUCAUGAGAGAGAACUGCUCCCAACUUUGGGAACUGUUAAAGCCAAGUUUAUUCAGAAAACUUGGAAACAUGAACUGAAAAACGUGAGGAUAAAGACUGGUGCAUCGGAAAGAGCUUCAUGUGAGCAGGACGCUAUCAAAGCUGCCAUCUAUGUUAACGUGAGCAAUGUCAAAGACGUGGUCACUGACCGCUUUCUAUGCACAGGAGGAAGUAGAAAGAAUCCUGAGGUCAUCAGUUGUAAGGGAGAUUCAGGAGGACCGUUGUACGUUCAGAAACUAUACCGAUAUAUUCAGGUGGGAAUCGUAAGCUGGGGAGUCGUGAACCUGUGUGAACAAUCCUAUCUACCAGACCACGCCAGAGAUUUUCACAUCAAUUUGUUCAAAGUGAUGGACUGGUUGAAGCAGCACCUGGGCAACAGCACCAGAUUUCUGGACCAGUAGGAGGCACGCUUCCCUUCCAGGUAGCUGAAGGGAAUCCAUUGCUCACUGAAAACACUGCUGCGUUUUUAGAUACAUCUCACUUACCAUGUGGCACUGUGAUUUUCUCUGAGCUGUUGUUGGGCCCAAAUCAAUAGACACAUGCAUUAUAUACACACACACAAAAUACCUGCAUCAUGGGAGCAAUUCCCAGCCGGAGGAUUUUCCCGUGCUGGCUGGAAUCCCAUUAUGGCCCAGGAAUCUCUCAUUUCUGCAAAUCCCUGAAGAAUGACCACUGUGUGACUUUCGAGUCACACCUGGGGUCUCCCAACUCUUUAUAAUCCGAACUUUCAGCUCAGGCUAGAAUUAUCCUAAAAUCUCAGCAGUAUUUAUACGUACUCCAUGCACUCAGUUGUAGCUUGAGUGUCAGCUAGCAGCACUAAAACAAGCAAGUUGCCUUGAUGCGGACCAGCACUGGAGUUCAAAUCACCCAUUCUUACAGCUGUGCAGUCCUUAGCAAAUUGCAAGUUCUUGUCUCUACUCUGCGAGUGAUUUAUGGACUAUUUCCUCUGCCAAGUAUGUUUCCAAUGUUUCAGUUAAAGAUAAAGACAAUCAGGACAUUUUAGUAAAAAAGAUUCUCAACUUCCAAUGUGGCACAUUGAUUAACAUAUUCAGUUGAUGAGCAUUUGGUUUUAUAAAAGAUCAAUAAAUACUUCAUUCAAAUGA